CCGCCCCGCUGAUGCCGCUGCCCCGCGCGGGGCCCGCGCGCCGCUAGCAGCAUGUCUCGGCGCAAGCAGGCCAAGCCCCAGCACCUCAAGUCGGACGAGGAGCUGCCGCCGCUGGACGGGGCUCCCGAGCACGCGGCCCCCGGGGAGGGCGCCGAGGACGGGGACAGCGGGAACGAGAGCCGGAGCGGAAGCGAGGAGACGCACGUCUGUGACAAGUGCUGCGCCGAGUUCUUCAAGUGGACGGACCUCCUGCAGCACAAGAAGGCCUGCACCAAGAACCCCCUGGUGCUGAUUGUCAGUGAAGAUGAGCCGGCCCCGCCCUCCGAGGAGUUUCCAGAACCUUCUCCGGCCAGCUCUCCCAGCGAGCACACGGAGAGCGAGGCCGCCGAGGAGACGGCCCCCGCAGAGGGCGGGGAGGGCGGGGAGGGGAGGGCCCCCGAGAAGGAGGACGAGCCCAUGGAAGUGGGCCCCUCCGUGGACAAGAGCUUCCAGAGCCCGGGCCCCACGCACGCAGGGAAGCCGCCUCUACCUCAGGUCCCCGAACCGGCCCCCGUGGCCGCCUACAGCAUGCCAAACACCAACGUGACGCUGGAGACCCUCCUGAGCACCAAGGUGGCCGUGGCACAGUUCUCCCAGAACACGAGGGCUGCGGGAGCGGUGGGGUCCAGCGGCGGGGUGGCGGCCGUGGCCAUCCCCGUGAUCCUGGAGCAGCUCAUGGCGCUGCAGCGACAGCAGAUCCACCAGCUGCAGCUCAUCGAGCAGAUCCGCAGCCAGGUGGCCAUGAUGACCCACCAGCCCCCGAGGCCGCCGCUGAACCCCGGGGCGGCCACGGGGGCCCAGAGCGCCCCGGUGCCCACCUCCGGCCAGCUCCCGGGGCUGGCUGCGCACUCGGCCCUGCAGCUCUCAGCCGGGGCCGCCCCCGUCCCCGCGGCACCCGGCCCUGCCACCCAGCCGGCCGCCUACGAGGGCCCCCAACACCUGGCCCAGCCGGCGUCCGGAGCCAGCACUCCGCACGUCCCGGGCGGGGGCCCCUCCGGCCCCGAGCCCGGCGCCCCGGCGUCCUCCGGCACGGCCCCGGCCUCCACUGCCCCGGGCCCGGCGGCCAGCGCCUCCGGCGGCCCCUCCCGGCCGCAGAACGCUUCCACGCCCCCCGCCCUGGGGCCCGGGCCCCUCCUCAGCUCGGCGCCCAGCCUGCCAAGCCCACUUCUACCUCAGACCUCCGCCAGCGGUGUCAUCUUCCCCAACCCGCUGGUCAGCAUCGCAGCCACGGCCAGCGCGCUGGACCCCCUGUCGGCCCUCAUGAAGCACCGCAAGGGCAAGCCCCCCAACGUGUCGGUGUUUGAGCCCAAGGCCAACGCCGAGGACCCCUUCUUCAAGCACAAGUGCAGGUUCUGUGCCAAGGUGUUCGGGAGCGACAGUGCCCUGCAGAUCCACCUGCGCUCCCACACGGGCGAGCGGCCCUUCAAGUGCAACAUCUGCGGCAACCGCUUCUCCACCAAGGGCAACCUGAAGGUCCACUUCCAGAGGCACAAGGAGAAGUACCCCCACAUCCAGAUGAACCCCUACCCCGUCCCCGAGUACCUGGACAGCGUGCCCACCUGCUCCGGGAUCCCCUACGGGAUGUCACUGCCCCCGGAGAAGCCCGUCACCACCUGGCUGGACAGCAAGCCCGUGCUGCCCACGGUGCCCACGUCGGUCGGGCUGCAGCUCCCGCCCACCCUCCCCGGCGUCAGCCUCGGCAGCUAUGCCGACUCCCCCAGCCUCACCCCCGCCAGCCGCUCCCCGCAGCGGCCCUCGCCGGCGUCCAGCGAGUGCCCCUCUCUGUCCCCAGGCCUGACCAGCUCCGAGGUGGUGACCGCCGAGUCCCCGCAGCCGGCACCCGGCGGGUCUUCCCUGCCCAAGACCGAGCCCGUGAGCCUGCCUUGCACAAACGCCAGGGCGGGGGACGUCCCCGCCACCGGGCAGGUGUCUGCCGCGUCUGCCCUCGCAGACAGCAGCCUAUCCCCCGGCCUCUGCAGCCCGGUCCUCCCGGCCGGCGCCGAGCAGUUCAAGGCCAAGUUUCCCUUUGGAGGGCUGCUUGACUCCAUGCAAACGUCGGAAACCUCCAAGCUGCAGCAGCUGGUGGAGAACAUCGACAAGAAGGUGACGGACCCCAACCAGUGUGCCAUCUGCCACCGCGUGCUGAGCUGCCAGAGCGCCCUGAAGAUGCACUACAGGACGCACACGGGCGAGCGGCCCUUCAAGUGCAAGAUCUGCGGGCGCGCCUUCACCACCAAGGGCAACCUGAAGACGCACUUUGGAGUCCACCGCGCCAAGCCGCCCCUGCGCGUGCAGCACUCCUGCCCCAUCUGCCAGAAGAAGUUCACCAACGCCGUGGUCCUGCAGCAGCACAUUCGCAUGCACAUGGGGGGGCAGAUCCCCAACACGCCGCUGCCCGAGGGCUUCCAGGACGCCAUGGACGCCGAGCUGCCCUACGACGAGAAGGCCACGGACGCCCUGAGCGGCUACGACGACGACAUGGACGAGAACUCCCUGGAGGAGGACGCAGAGCUGAAAGACACGGCUGGCGACCCGUCCCAGCCGCUGCUGGCCUUCCCAAGCUCCUGCCCGCCCUCCCCGCCGUCCGUCAUCUCCAGCAUCGCCGCGCUGGAGAACCAGAUGAAGAUGAUGGACUCGGUCAUGAGCUGCCCCCAGGUGACGGCCCUCAAGUCCCUGGAGAACGGGUCCGGGGAGAGCGACCGUCUGAGCAACGACUCCUCGUCAGCCGUGGGCGACCUGGAGAGCCGGAGUGCGGGCAGCCCGGCCCUGUCCGAGUCGUCGUCCUCCUUGCAGGCCCUGUCGCCCGGGAACAGUAACAGCGAGAGCCUGCCUUCGAAGUCCCCGGGCCUCGGCGCCCAGGAGGAGCCGCAGGAGACGCCACUGAAGAUGGAGAGGCUGGACAGCCCGCCCCCCGGGCCCGAGAACGGAGGGGCGCUGGACCUGACGGCCCCCCACCCCGGCCGGCCGGCCGUCAAGGAGGAGGCCCCCUAUGGCCUGCUGUUCCUGAGCCGAGACCGGGGUAAGUGUGCGAGCGCUGUGUGUCGUGUCUGUGCGAAGCCUUUUGCUUGCAGGAGCGCGCUGCAGAUCCACCUCCGCAGCCACACCAAGGAGCGGCCGUUCGUCUGCGCGGCCUGCGGGCGCGGCUGCUCCACCCUGGGUAACUUAAAGCAGCACUUGCUGACCCACAGGUUGCGCGAGCCACCUCCCCACUUGCUUGACCCCAGCUUUGCUCUAGGUCCCGGCCAGGGCACCCCGAGCCUGGGCCCCGGCUCCGCGCCCGCCGCGGUCAAAACGGAAGUGAACGGGCACAGCAAGGCCGGCCCGCCGGCCGAGGGCCCGCCGCUGCCGGCUCCCAUCCAGGUGCCCGCCGGGCCCCCGACGGUGAUGAGCCCCGGCCUCGCGCCCAUGCUGGCCCCCCCGCCGCGCCGGACCCCCAAGCAGCACAACUGCCAGUCGUGCGGGAAGACCUUCUCCUCGGCCAGCGCCCUGCAGAUCCACGAGCGCACCCACACCGGGGAGAAGCCCUUCGGCUGCACCAUCUGCGGGCGAGCGUUCACCACCAAGGGCAACCUCAAGGUGCACAUGGGCACCCACAUGUGGAACAACGCCCCUGCCAGGCGCGGCCGCCGCCUGUCGGUGGAGAACCCCAUGGCCCUGCUGGGCGGUGACGCCCUGAAGUUCUCCGAGAUGUUCCAGAAGGAUCUGGCCACACGGGCCAUGAACGUGGACCCCAGCUUUUGGAACCAGUACGCCGCGGCCAUCACCAACGGGCUGGCCAUGAAGAACAACGAGAUCUCUGUCAUCCAGAACGGAGGCCUCCCCCAGCUCCCAGUAAGUCUCGGGGGAAGCGCGCUCCCCUCCCUGGGCUCCCUGGCUGCCGGGCUGGACAAAGCGCGGCCUGGCAGCAGCCCGCCCAUUGCGGGGCUGGACAAAGCCAAGUCGGACGCGGGAGCCGGCCGGCCGUUCACGCGGUUCAUCGAGGAUAACAAGGAGAUCGGGAUUAACUAGCCGCGUCCCUGCCCUGUGGGUCCCCUUCCCCGUUCACCCAGAGCAGGAAAGACGUCACCGGGUGGCUGCCCGAGGUGGCCUCACCCGCUGCCCGGUGCGCCUUUCGCGGUGAGCCUGACCAUCCUCGAGAACUCGGCAGCCUUUGCAAUAGAUUUAAGUCAAAAAGAGACGUCCUCGGAGAGCCACCUUGGGAACAGAAGGGGCUCAGAGCACAUCCAUUCCGUCCCUCCAAAGCCCAGCAGUGCCCAGAGGGGGCUCCCCACCCUAUUCCAGGAAACUCGUUCAGUGGUUUUGUUCGAAUUAGUUAGAAACUUGAACUCUGUCAUUAGAACUCUUAUCUCGAAGACGUGGUCUAGUGCUCUCGACGCUGUGUAUCAUGGCAGUACCUUCGUCUGUAGUAUUUAUGAUGUUAAGAUGAUGCGGGUAACAGACAAUACAGCCCAACUUUAACGGAAGCUUUUGUACUGCAGAAUACAUCUGGCUGUGUGAUUUUUGUUUUUUAAAGCAAGAUUUGUUUUACUAUAAAUAAGUGGGUUAUUUCCAUGCAGGCAAAAUUGUGAAGUUCUGUUAGGAAAGAGCAUGCUUUUCGUGUGCAAGCACCUGUCAGUAAC
This is a messenger RNA of Eubalaena glacialis (North Atlantic right whale), 4658 nucleotides long. RefSeq names its product spalt like transcription factor 3 (gene SALL3). The record is from RefSeq and is a predicted model, not a curated record. Gene Ontology annotation, molecular function: RNA polymerase II cis-regulatory region sequence-specific DNA binding; DNA-binding transcription factor activity, RNA polymerase II-specific. Lineage: Eukaryota; Metazoa; Chordata; Mammalia; Artiodactyla; Balaenidae. The transcript has 3 exons. Gene Ontology annotation, cellular component: nucleus. Bases 52 to 4047 code for a protein of 1331 amino acids. Gene Ontology annotation, biological process: regulation of transcription by RNA polymerase II.